AAUUUCGAAAAAUUAUAUCUUGAAAACGGAUAGUGUCCUGAACAUCAAGAUCUCGUUGCAGAAAUGCGAAAAAAAAAAUUCAAUCUUCAUUUCUUAAAAGGCACGAAUUCAAGCCCAAAAAAAAUCAAGGUUUUUCCCGAAUUUUAUGGAAAUUUCGCUUUUCAAAAAAUAUUUUGAAAAAUUCCUAAAAAUCAGUGUUUUCAGAGUUUCGAGGGUGGCUCAAAACCACAUUCGAUUUCAAUACAAUUGUAAAAUCUUGAAAAUCCGAUUCACCUUAAACUUCGCUGAAAACGUAAAAUUUUAUCAUCUGAAUACUCCGAUUUUUUUUUUUUUAAAUCAACAUGUUUUUGGUCUUAUUGAAAAGCUAUGAAACUUUUUUUAUUAUUUCGAAUAAAAUGGUGAGCAAGAUAAGCGACAAAAUGAAAAUAAAACUGCUUACCAAAACGAAUGAAAUCACCAGCGAAAAACAAUUGAAACGAAAUCAAUUAAGAAACAAUUACACUAGCGACAUUUAUUUGGAGUAUACUUUCGCUUCAAUCUUCGAAGUAGUUCGCUCGCUACAGCUCUAAAGUAUACUAAUAUGGAAAUAUAUACAGAUAUACUGGUGCGUAUAUAGUCGCGUAUUAUUAUUGUCUCUGGUAUUUCUAUAUACGUACGGACACUCGAUUCACGGCGCGUGGAUAGUGAAAUACGUAGUAGUUUAGUAAAGUGAUCCAUCAUUUUGAUGCGACGACGAUAAAACGAUUGUGUAAAUUGUCGUUCAUUUGAGACUCGAGAUUGCUGGUGAACUGUCGACAAACAAGACUUUUAGCUGGAUCAUUUUUUCAAAUAAUAUCGGUAUAAAUGAUGAUUGAAUUUUUUUAUUUAAACAAAAUGAAAGGUGGAAGAAGAAAAAUGUAUGAAAAAAAGCAAAUUAUCUAUUAUCAACAGUCGUCAAAUGUGGCAACAGUCGAUUAUGUAUCGUUGGUCAGGUCAGAAGAAAGGGAAAAUCGCGUGGUAGCAGACGACGAGGAUACUUUUUUCCCCUAUCAUCGCAACGACGAAAUUAUAUUGCUAUCACGCAUAUAGAGGUUAGCGUCAUACGUGAAGGAGAGCAAGGGGAGGAGAGAGAAGAGAGAGGGAUAGACGUCGGCGAAACCGGAAGAUCAUAGUCUGUCUGGCAGCCCUGCUGGGUUAUAAAAUACACUGAGAAAAACAAUCGGGAAGUGUAAAGUGGAUGAAUAAAAUUUUUUGCGCAUUCUCAUUAAUUAGUAAAGAUAAAUAAAAAAGAGGUGAAGAGAAAUAGGAUCGCGGGAGCAUCAACGCGAAAUCAAAGAAGUAAAAGAAAGACAAAACUCGCGGGCGGGAAGAGAGGUUAUCUAGUUAUCAAGAGAAGAAGAGAGGGAGAGGGAGCGAGAGAGAGAAAGAAAGAGUGAGUGAGAGAAAAUCGAGACUGGUGCUCCCCCUCGCGCAGUGAUUGAUCCUCGGGUAAACAGGUGCAUUUCGAUCGGACGCCGAUUAGUUGGCGUUGGCGUAUCUUCAAGUACCAAUACGCCUCAUCAUUCAAAUUUAAAUUUUCACGGGUUUUUACUUUUUCACAUGCGGUGCAAUGUGUGUGUAUUUAUGCGCACAAUGUACAGCCGCAUGUUUCCCCGAAAACUCUCUUUCGUGUUAUAAAUCCACAAACACGUUUUUUGUGCGCACGUACCUGUGAAUUAAUCGUGCGUUAUUCUGAUUUGUUUUUUUCAUUUUUUUUUUUAAUUCAAUAAUUGCUUGCCUUUCGGAAAUUAGCGACGCCACAACCUGGGUCAAGUAAUGAGUGUUUACAAUGCGUCUUCGACGGCCUCCGGGGUGGCCGUCGUUACGCCCGAGAGUGCCGACGACUGGGUUGAAUUCUGUGACAGACACGCCCGCGCCUCAGCAUCAGAUUUCGCGAAAGCUUUCUGCACUUACGUCAGUCUUAAUCUUCCCGAAAGUGCACGGGCCACUCUAUCGCAUCGGGACUUUUUGCGAAAAUUUAUUGACACCUUCUGCGAACAUUUUGAAAGCGAAUACUUACGACGAAGCGCCAGAUCUCCGUCAUUUCACGACACAAGGAAUCCAGCAUCCAUCGAUAGAGACAGUGUGAAUUCCACUGUUCAAAACAACAGAGUACCAGUGCGAGCUUCGUCCCACGAAGAAUUCAGUGAUUAUUCGGAGCAGGAUGGAGAAACAGUAUCCCCAAAACCAGUGCACAAACCUUUUUUCAGACGUCUAUCGUUCAAGGGACUCAAAAAAGGCAAAAGUUUUUUCCACAAGCAACAGAGCGAUGAGGUUGAGUUGUCGCAGUCGGAACAUCGCAAAGAUAAACAUUCGAAAGCGAAAUUAUCAAAGAUUGUUGUGGAGUGUAGAAAAGAGGGCAUUGUGAAUUCAUUGAUGGGUGAGAAUGCCGAUGGUACACAAAAGUGGGAAAAGUCGAGACUGGCGCUUAUCAAAGCGAUCGGUGGUUACAUGUUAGAAUUUUAUUCACCCCCGAAAGCGGUGAAACCACGCGAUGGUGUCUUUUGUUCAGCUAUAACAGAGGCUAGGGAAACAACGGCGUUGGAAAUGCCUGAUCACGAAAAUACAUUUGUUUUAAAAACACAAAACGCAGAAUUUGUUAUCGAAGCUCAUGACUCUAAUGACAUGAGAUCGUGGCUUGCCACGAUCAAAUAUUGCAUGAGGUUGAUUCAUCAGAAUCCUAUGAAUCCUGGCUCUGUGGGAAAUGACAUUACAAACGAAUCUGGUGCUCACGGCACUACGAACGUCGAUGGUGAUCGAUUGAGAGCAAAUUCGGCAAGCAAGAGUUCACGUAUGGGUCCCGAUCAUCCGGAUGAUCUCGUCAAUCCUCCUGAAUUACCACCAAGACUCCGUACUCGCAGUAAUAGCAAUCUUGAAUUGUGCUCAUCGCAACAAGAGAUUGAACAAUUAGCGAACGAAGGGGAAUUGGAUCUGUCCACUAGUUUAAGAGAGUACGCGUGGUUUCACGGGACUCUACCAAGAUCUGACGCGGCCCAACUGGUAUUGCAUAACGCUGCUAACGGACACGGAGUCUUCCUUGUCAGACAAAGUGAAACGAGGAAAGGAGAAUUCGUUCUUACAUUUAAUUUUCAAGGGAGAGCCAAGCAUCUAAGAAUGACGUUGAACGAUCAAGGACACUGUCGAGUUCAGCAUCUGUGCUUCCCAGCGAUAUUGGAUAUGUUGGAUCACUUCCGUCAGAGCGCCAUACCUCUUGAGUCCGGUGGCACGGAGGACGUCAAGCUGACGGAGUUCGUAGUGGCAAGCCAAACGAGAGUACCGCACCAUACUGUAGCGAGCGCGAAUGCUCAACAACUGCAGGAGAGAAGGCCAGCGGCAGCCCCGGAGCCCAGAGAAGUGCAGACGUACGGAGGUUCGAUAAGGAUCAGAGCCGAGUCGCUUGAACCACUAGCACAGCAAAAUACCAACACCGCCGAACAAACCGCUGCGUCCAGCGGUAGAGCCGUACAAAACGCCUACAGUUUUCUCUGACGUUGGAUUCGCAGCACUUUGCCCUCGGGUUAUCGACUGGUCAGUCCUCCAGAUUGAGACUCAGUCGUUUACGCUCCGUUCGUACAAACUGUCGUGCGGCGAGUUAUCCGUUAACGGUAUGCAAUGAAUGAAAAAUUCGCGGUUUCUUUUCAUUCGUCCACUUUUGUCGAAAAAUCUUGAUUUGAAAACUACAAAUGAAAUGUUCAAAGAAUUGGAAAAUUAUUAAGACAGGAAUGAAUAUCAUUUUUCGUUUUAUACCAGCAAUGUGAACUUCAAUGUUGUGAAAUGGCAUCGGUGAACCUGCAUAUUUUUUGCGAUUUUCACAUGUACUCUCAUUUCCUCAGAUCCAACAAUGGUUCGUUGUAAGAUAUAAAGAUACAAUCGACGUUUUUAUAUAGAUAUAAUUUCCCAGGAGGAAAAUAACUUUCAAAUCGUAUCGACAGUGACAGUUGGCACUUCGUACAUAAAGAAAAUCCAAUUUAAUUAUUUGAAGGACAAAAUUCAUCGAAGUAUAACGAUGAAAUUGACCGACAAAGUGUCAAUUUCGAGAUAUGUGUGAAUUUGGUAAAACUAUCGAUAUUCGACUUUCAGUCAAUGGAAAAGCCUUGUAACUUUUUUUUUUAACAGGUCCUUUGACUCAAUGUUAAUCCAGGAGCCAAAGAAUUGACAAUCGAAUAAUCACUUUAUUAGCAGCAGUCAGAUAUUUUAAUAUAUCGUCUUUUUCAUAUUUUUUCUUAUUUUUAAAAUGUGUAGUAAAAUUUGAUUGCAUUUUAAUAUUUCAUAAACUAAUUAUGUUCUUUGGACUAGCUUAUUCAAAGUGAAUUUUGAUAAGAAAUUUGUACUGUUCGUGUUUCGAUACCUCUGUUGCUGAAAAGUUAAAAUCUAUGUCGAACUGGUCAAAGAAAUUCGACUCCAUAUUGAAAUUGGAUUUUUUAAAAGUAGUAUCGUGCCAUUCGUAGGAUCUGGGAAUCCGACGAGUAUAUUUUUAUGGCGAGAAUGUAAAAAAAAAGUGGAAAAAAUGACCGAAAAUCUCGGUGUGCUUGAUUCUAGAAGUUCACUUCACUGGGUAUACCGUACUGAAGAUACGGUAUUUCGUCCGCCUCUGCCAAUACCGGAAGCUUAUAAUCGUAUACGAAUCCCAUUUACUCUGCAAGCUUUCUUUUUGUCUCGAUUCGUUUUUGGAAUGCUCGCGUGUUCUUGCACGAAUGAUUUUUUUCUUAUGACGAAAUACGAUUUCGAGACAACGCUCAAUUCGAAGAAUCUCGGUUUUUUUCAAAUGUGAAUAGACACUAUGCACAAAUUAGAUAUUUGCGUGACGAUCCAGUGAAAAAAAUGAUCAUGAAAUUGUGUAAAUAUUGAUACUUUUCAAAAAGUUGGCGACUCAAACCGCACGGAUUGAAAUAUGGUUGUCCAACGAUUCGUUUUAUUGAAUGAUUUUUUUUAUUCAAGAAAAUUUUUAGUAUCGAGCAAUUUCGACUGUAUGGAUUACGUAAGUGUAUCGUACAUUCGAAAUUCAUGGUAUUUUACGAUGUUGAUACUUUUCGGAGAAUUCGUUCUUCGCUACAAACAAAAAAAUGCAGCUUUAUCUGCAUUUUCAAAUAAGACUGGACCCAACUGAUUUUUCAGGUUUGCCACUAGAGUUUCUGUUUGUAUCAGAGUCUCUUAGCGAAAUGUAUCGACAAAUUUCUCAGGUCAAGUUGAGGAAUGGCCACAUCUUCUUUUCCAAUCGUUUCUCAAACGAUCGGUGCUAAAAUGAAACAAGUUUACAAAUAUAUGAGUAUCAAAUCGCCUGAUGUUUUGAGAUUGUUGUUUCCUUGUUGUUUUUUCACGAGUUCUACAAAUACUCUAUUUUCAUUUGCAAACUUGUUUUCCUCGAUGAAUCGGUACCAAUUCAAUAGUCUUUCAAUUGUAUCAUGGCACUCGUGUUGAACGAAUAACAUUACGUAAGAAAUCGUUAGAUUUUUUUAAAUAAUUCCACGAGAAGACAAAAGAAAAUGAAUCGUUACAUUUCGCUAUUGCUGCAAGUCAACGAAGCUUUGUCUUCAACUUUGUUUACUCACUAGUCCUUAUUUUCCUAUACGUUAUUCGAUUUAUUCGUAUAAUAUUGUUUAUAAUUCCUGAAAUCACGCAGGGCAAAAAGACGGGAGUUGUUUGAUACGUAGCUCUUGUGGUUGAGCAAGGUCAGAAAGCUCAAUUUUUCUGUAAACCGCAUUUUGUUGUUCCAUCAUGUAAAUAUUGCAAUCAUGUGUCUCGUUUUUUUAUGAUUAGAAUAUAUAUAUAUAUAUAUAUAAAUAUGAGUGUGAAAAUAUAUUAUAUGAAAACAACCAUCACUUUUUUCAUUAUCGACGAAAUAACGUGAUUUAUAUAUGCGAUUGAAGAUUGAGAGUGCAAGAAGGGCCUUCGUAUAACUUGUAACGUGUAACUACCUGCCGCUAAAUUCAUUGUUGGAUGGAAUAAACGAGUUUUUCCGCGAUCUGCGACGAAGAAGCAGAAUUCAAAAUGAAGAAAAAGAAUCUUUCCGACUCAGUCCUAUCAAAUUCAUCCUCGUUUUAUUCGUGCACCGUGAGUCAAGGUGCGUCAUUUUUGUUCAUCAAUAAUGAUAAUUAUUGAAUUUUUAAAACAAACGAAAAAACUGAUUUUCUUCUCGCAUAUCGCGUUAAAUUCGUAAUUGUUGUAAAUUAUGUGUCCAAGUGAAAGAACUUCAUUUUCGAAGCAUUUUUUGAGUUCGAAGAGUGUGCACGAGCUUUACAUCGUCCCAAAUUGCUGAAAUUGUAUAACAAAAAUUCCGUCGUUAUGUGUUCCGUGGGGCUUAUGGAAUAUCAUUGCUCCACGAUGUUUCGCAGUCGGAAUUAAAUACGUGAGAAUUCAUGUACAGUAACUAUCUAGUCUUAAUAAACAAUAAGCUCUGAACAAA
Molecule: messenger RNA, 6421 nt
Organism: Venturia canescens
Lineage: Eukaryota; Metazoa; Arthropoda; Insecta; Hymenoptera; Ichneumonidae
Gene: Lnk
Product: SH2B adapter-like protein Lnk
Exons: 5
Coding region: 1795-3507 (570 amino acids)
Biological process (GO): intracellular signal transduction
Cellular component (GO): plasma membrane
Molecular function (GO): transmembrane receptor protein tyrosine kinase adaptor activity
Source: RefSeq, a predicted model, not a curated record